AUGUCCGACCAAACCCCCACCACCUCCCGCUUCACCGCCCAAAACCAAACAACCAACGAGCGCCUCUCCCACACAACCGUCGGCCUCGUCGGCCUGGCCGACUUCCGCAAACGUCGCGCCGAAGUCCUUGAGCAGCAAGAGCGUGAAGCCCGCGAAGCCGCCACCGCCAUCACCCGCGCGAAUAACAACAGCAACGUCCCAACGCCCCCCGACAGAUCCCAAACCGGCACCCCCGCCGCCGCCGUCCCCGUCCCCAGUGAGAGCGAAACCGACCGCCGCCACCACCAACCUCCCCCGAAAAAGAAGAAGAAAACCACCACCAAGCGCGCAGUCAAGGCGUUGGUGUCAUUCGGAGAUGACGAUGAGGAAAACAAUCAAGAGGAGGAUGGGCCACAAACAACAAAACCCAAGUCGAAAAACCCGACCCCCGAGAGCGAGAGUGACACGAAGAAAAUAGUCAACACCUCCGCCCCCGUCAUCCCCAAAGCCCUGACCAAGGCAGCAAGAUUAAAGGAACAAGCUGAAAAGGACGCCCUGAGGAAGGAGUUCCUGAUCUUACAGGCGGCGGUGAAGCAGACGGAAAUUGCGAUCCCGUUUGUCUUCUAUGAUGGCACAAACAUCCCCGGGGGUGUUGUCCGGGUGAAAAAGGGGGAUCACAUUUGGCUUUUCUUGGACAAGAGCAGGAAGGUGGGGGCAGAGCUGGGAGUGGGAGGGGAUAAGAAUGCUAAUGCGAGGAGGGAUUGGGCGAGGGUUGGGGUGGAUGAUUUGAUGUUGGUGAGGAGGGGGGUUAUUAUUCCUCAUCAUUACGACUUCUACUUCUUCAUUAUGAACAAGACUCUCGGCCCAAAAGGGAAGAGAUUGUUUGAGUACAGAGCUGAGGCUCCUCUUCCUGCCGGGGACGGUGCUGCUGCUGCUGCGACAGCAAGUGGUGGCGUUCUGAAGGCUGGUGGGAAUAUCAGAACGCUGGAGGGGGCGGGUGAUGAUCCAGAGUGGACAAAGGUUGUUGAUCGGAGGUGGUACCAGCGCAACAAGCACAUCUACCCGGCGAGUGUGUGGCAGGAGUUUGAUCCUGACGUGGAUUACUCCAAGGAGAUCCAGCGGGACACUGGUGGAAAUGCCUUUUUCUUUUCGGGGACGAAAUGAAGUCCCGAUUGACAGUAUCCGCAAGCAGGUUCCCGGUGACAAUUGGGAUUGGCGGGGAUGGAUGAUGCCAUCACAGCAAACCUCUACCGCCAGGGCCGGGUCGUUUGUUGGUUGAAAGGAUCAGAUCUCUCUCAAUUCCAAUCGACGUGCUGAAUCCCAGCUUCUAUCUUGCUGGGUUUUAAGUCGUGAGCUUUUCUUCUUCCCUCAACCAUUAACCAACCACCACCCCACGCCCGCUAAUCCAAGCACAAUCCACCCCGGCCACAGGACCAACAGCAAGAUAGUGUUCCCCGACCCAAACAGCAAUACAAAAAUCUCAAACUCGAGCCUCUUUCUGAACAGCCUUGACCUCUGCCCGUUCCAGACUUUGGCGUAGACCCACCUGCCCGCUAGCACACCGCUCUCUGCCAAGAUUUUGGAAAGGAGAAAAGAGCGGUAGGCGACGGCCUUGCUUGCCACAAAGGAGGCGGAGGCGAGGAUGGAUAAGGCGAAGAGGGUGUUGAGGCAGAGGUGGUAGGC
Molecule: messenger RNA, 1662 nt
Organism: Podospora pseudocomata
Lineage: Eukaryota; Fungi; Ascomycota; Sordariomycetes; Sordariales; Podosporaceae
Exons: 2
Coding region: 1-1143 (380 amino acids)
Biological process (GO): chromatin organization
Cellular component (GO): nucleus
Source: RefSeq, a predicted model, not a curated record